AGCUGCUGCUGGGAGAGGGAACAAACGUCUAACCUCAAUGCUUGAAAUACAUUUUUAAUAUUUGUCUACUUGUUUAUUUUCGUUGUCUAAAAAUGAAGUGCCUUCCCACCGGAUUCAUCCUAAAAAGUGCCUUAUUUCCCUUAUUGCUCACCUUUCCAUUGAUCUAUGGAACGCGGUCCCGGUAUAACCAGGGAUAUAACAUGUUCCAGGGAAGCGCAUACUCUGGCUCAGAACAAAGACAGAGGAAUAAAAACUGGUGCGCAUACGUUGUGCACAAGAAUGUGAGCUGUGCGGUCGUGGGAGGUACGGAGAGCUUUGUGCAGCCGGAGUCAGCGCCUUGCCCGAAGCAUCAGCCCAACUGCGCGCAACAAGUGAUGUAUCGGACCCAAUUCCGCCCCAUGUAUAAGGUUGGCUAUAAGCUGGUGACAGAGCUGGAGUGGAGGUGCUGUCCAGGCCACCAGGGUCAAGACUGCAAAGACUUUAAAGGCAUCCCAUCCAGUCAGACAGUGCUGGGGCCCCUGCCCACCCUGCCUCCUGCCCCUGAUCACGUCCCAGAGACACAGGAUCUGGGACAGCAGGCAUGGGGUCAGAGUGGCCACCCCUGGGGGGCAGGGAGGCAACCAGGAGGUCAGACAGGCCAAGGGCCGGCAGGGGGCCAGGGAGGGAGUCAGACGACACAGCAGCUGGAGGUGGUGGUACAGCGUCUGUCCCAGCAGAUUCUAGACAUGCAGGCAGCCAUGACUAGCCUGUCGGCCAACCUGAGGGUGGACCUGCAGGAGGACACCAGCAAGAUGCUGGUCACGCUGCUCAACGUCUUGCGGCAGCCAGACAGCGUGCGUGGGGAGCAGCAGAGCAUGCUGCUGCAGGGCCUUUCCCUAGAAAAAGAAUACAACACGGUGGAAAUAGACAAGUUCACGAGCAAGAUCAACCACCUCAACGACACCAUCAACACCAAGAGCAAUGUACUGGACGACCUCCAAGCCAGAGUCAACCACCAUGACGGACAGCUCCACCUGCUAAUGGAGGCCAGCCCGGCCUCACCCCAACCCGCUCCUCCAGCCAAUGAUGCGACCCUGCGCGCCUAUGUGGACACAAAGUUCCACGCCCUGAAGGACGAGAUGAUGGAGGGCAUGGAGAUCAAGAUGGCAGACCUGAAGAACUCAUGUGACUAUAAGAUCCUGUCGGUGCAGGAGCAGUGUGCGGGCCAGCAGAACAGCUACCUUAGCCUGACCGAGCUCCUCGAGUCCAAGGAGAUGGACCUCCGCAAGGAGCUCCAGGACUUCAAGAACCAGCUGCCUAAUUCACAGAGGGGAGACGGAACCCCUCCAGGGGUGGAGGAGCUGCGAAAGGAGCUGUUCCGGGCCGCUGAGGCCCAGCUGAGCCUCCAGUCCAGCCUAGAGGAGAAGUCCAAGCCUGACCCACUCCUGCUCCGUGUGGAAGAGCUGGAGGCCCGUCUCAACAUGUCGGAGAGGAGCGAGGAGGUGCGCAGCAUCUUCCUGGAGGAGAAGCUGAGGAGAGAGGGGGCGGAGGGGGCCGCAGACCUGAAGAAGGCUAUGGGGGACAGGAUGAGCUCCAUGGAGGACCGGGUCACCACUCUACUGGUGGGAAUAAGCAGCCCCGUAUCUGGGGCUCAGACUGUGCUAGAGGCACUGCAGAGUGCUCAGGCUCUGGAGGACAGACUCAAUUCCCUAGAACAGCUGUGCUCUACGGAGUGCAAGUCUGACCAACCGGCCAUAGAGCGCAUUCAACAGAACCUCCAGGUCUACAGAACUAGCCUAGACACAAUGCAGUCUAGCAUCAAUGGGCAUUCAGCUAGUCUUGGAGACAUGGAAAAGUUUGUCCAAGGGCAGCUCCUGAACCAUACCGCCAGUCUUACAGAUGUGCAGGAAGAAGUAGGAGCUCUUAAAGGACGUAUGGGAGGACAGGAGGGCUCUCUGUCAGCAAUGGGUCUCUCUCUUAGACAGCAGUCCCUGGAGCUCCAGGGACAGCUUCUGAACCACAGUGCCACUCUUACAGGCGUGGAAGAAGCACUAGGAGCUCUCAGUGGGCGUAUGGGAGUACAGAAGGGCUCUUUGUCAGACUUGGGUGUCUCUUUCAGUGCUAAUCUUAAAGAUGUGGAGAAAGAGCUGGGAGCUCUUAGUGGGCGUAUGGGAGAGCAGGAGGGCUCUCUGUCGGCCCUGGGUCUCUCUCUCAGCCAGCAGUCCCUGGAGCUCCAGCAACUGAACACCUUUUGCCUGAGCAGUGCAGGGCCAGCCCAGGAGGCCAAGGACCUGCUAGAGCUCCACCUGACCCAGAGAGAGGAGCUGAGGGCCAGGCUGGAGGAGCUGGGCCGGGAGGUGAGGGCUGAGGCAGACCACUGCAGGAACAGGACCGAGGACGUAGCACUGGACGUUGCCAGCAUGGACAGCCGGGUUAUCAGCUUGGAGAACGUGUGUGGUAGGCUGGAACCCAUCUCCAGCAGCCUGCAAAGGAUCAAGGAGGGGCUGAACAAGCAUGUGACCGGCUUGUGGAACUGCGUCAACCAGAUCAACGGCACCUUGCAAGCCCACACCAAGGAUAUCAGAGGACUGAAGGGAACAUACCAGAACCUCCAGGACCACUACUCGGGCAUCACCCAGGCCCUACAUCAUCUGACCACCAGUCCUGAGAACACUGGUGUUCAUGUAGGUGUGGAGGAGUCUGUUAAUCCCACUGAGACCAAGCUUGUUCCUCAGCGCCCUGUCCUACCCAUUGGUCCAAUACCAGAUGGGGUCCUACCACAUAUGAUGGAGACUGGGGAGGCAGGAGCCCCCGGAAUCAUCAUCUCUUCCAAACCGCCCAAAGGGGCCGACGGCAGCAUGUCCACCCUCAAGGGCUUUGCUGGAGCCCCAGCCUCCCGACCUUCUACAGGGUCUUUAAAGCCUAAUAUGCCAGUGAUUUCUGUUGCCCACAUUCCUCUGAGACCGUCAUUUCUUAAACCAUAUUUAACAGGUGAGCGGGUGUCCUUCUCGGCUGGUCUCAACCGCUUGCCCUUCCCUGGGGAGGUGGGCAUCAUCCGCUUCAACAAGGUGUUGGUAAACGAUGGGGGACACUAUGACCCUCACACAGGCAUCUUUAACGUUCCCAUGGAGGGCCGCUACCUGCUGAGUGCCGUGCUGACAGCCCAGAGAGGUGCCAGGGUGGAGGCGGUGUUCUCUGUGUCCAACCGCAGCAUCCAGAGGCUGGACACGGCCGGUUACCUGCCUGAUAAUGGUGGAGGAGGUGGGGCUGGCUCCACCAGCUGUGACUGCGGAGGCUCUGCCUCCCUGAGCCUGGUUCUCACUCUGAUGCGUGGGGACAGGGCAGGUUUAGUCAUGACCGCAGGCAAACUUGCCAUCUCAGAGAACACAGAGGUCCUCUCAACAUUUAGCGCCGUGCUUCUCUACCCCACCCCCUCAAAAAAAUAGCUGCCAUGUUAUAGACAAAGUUAUCCCCUAAAAAAAAAGAGAACCCCACCAAUGAUAUUGCUUUAUGUAGCUCCACCCUCAAAACAACACUCCUACUUUAGAUGUAUGCCUUGUUCACGUGUUAGUCGGAACUAGGAAACUCUGAAAUUUGACUUGCUAAUUGGUUGUAGUUCUACUCGUGUCGUGUUCAACCAGUUAGCAAGAUGGUACUUUCUGAGUUUCCUAGUUCCGACUAGCACGUGAACGUGGCAGUAGUAUGCCCACCAUUGCAUGCCUUACAGGUAUUUUAGUAAAACAGGUAGAUUGCUUUAACGUACUAUCAUAUUACAGAGCUUUCAUACAAAAAGAGAUGUAUCAAAUAUUUGAUCAUAGGAUUCUUAUGGAGGGGACGGGGCAGGCUACUGCCAUUUAUGGAGUAUUAACAUUUAGUGAUUGAUUAUAUUUGAAAUGUUUGAAUGUGUGCUUGUGUUGAUGUGUUCAAUUUGUUUACAUUUGUUGUAGUUAUUUUCAAAUGACUAUUUUAUGAGAACAAUCAAUUACAAUACUGUACAUACAGGUAACUGACAAAAUAAAAGAAACGCCAACAAAGUUUCUUAAUUGGGCGUGGGGCCACCACAGCUUCAAUGCGCCUUGGCAUAGAUUCUACAAGUGUCUGGAACUCUAUUGGAGGGAUGCGACACCAUUCUUCCACGAGAAAUUCCAUAAUUUGGUAUUAAGUUGAUGGUGGUGGAAAACUUUCAGGCACCGGCCCAGAAUCUCCCAUAAGUGUUAAAUUGGGUUGAUCUGGUGACAGACAGCAAUGGCAUAUGGUUUACAUUGUUUUCAUGCGCAUCAAACCAUUACUUGUGGAUGGGGGCAUUGUCAUCCUAUGGGGGUCAUAGCCAUAGUAGCCCCAAAACUUGCUAAAAUGUAUAAAAUGCCCAGCAUUUUAUACAUGACCCUACACAUGAUGGGAUGUUGAUUGCUUAAAUAACUCAGUGUUCCACCUGUGUGGAAGCACGUGCUUUCAAUAUACUUUUGUAUCCCUCGUUCAUCAAGCGUUUCCAGUAUUUUGGUAGUUACCUGUAGCAUCGUUAGAGGAACUAACGUUAAACAAAUAAGCUGGUCAUUUUUCUACAUGACAAGGGAUCCAGAACUUUUCAACAAGGACAGUUGUUUUGAAAGGUCUUUUUGUAUUUCAACACAUCCCAAUGAGUCAAUGUUCUUUAGGACCAAUGCCUGAAAAGGAAAUGUUUCAGUACCUUUUCUUGGAUCAGAGGACUUAAAUUCAGCCCCGGGGGCCAGUAAUAAAAGCUUUGUUUAAACAGUG
This is a messenger RNA of Salvelinus fontinalis (brook trout), 4734 nucleotides long. RefSeq names its product EMILIN-2-like. Lineage: Eukaryota; Metazoa; Chordata; Actinopteri; Salmoniformes; Salmonidae. The coding region runs from base 93 to 3425 and encodes 1110 amino acids. The transcript has 9 exons. Gene Ontology annotation, molecular function: protein binding. The record is from RefSeq and is a predicted model, not a curated record.